GUAAAGACACAGAGUUUAUAAACAUAAAGUGCCAUCUCUAUUCAAACAGGUUGUAAACAAAAACUGAAAACUGGAAAAAUAGCAAUAGUUAAAAGAAAAAAGAACUAUUCCUGCAUGCCCGAGCUACAAUGCGUUUCCACAUGAAGAGCGGCAGCGAGGACAACGAUAUUGUGGCCACCGCCACGGCCGAGCACAUCCGCAAGUUUGUCUUCAGCAGCGGAUCACCUGCCGAACGCCUGGAGAUCAAAAUACCCGAGCUGCUUCAGGGAGCAUACUCCUUCUACACGUGGCCCUGUGCCCCGGUGCUGGCCCACUUUCUGUGGGAGCGUCGCCAGACUCUGGCCGGUAAGCGCAUCCUUGAGCUGGGUAGCGGUACCGCUCUGCCCGGCAUCCUCGCCGCCAAGUGCCGAGCUCAAGUGGUGCUGACUGACAACUGCAUCCUGCCCAAGUCGCUGGCCCACAUCCGGAAGUCUUGCCUGGCUAACCAGCUGCAGCCGGGCGUGGACAUUGAUGUGGUAGGCUUGAGCUGGGGCCUCUUGCUAAACAGCGUGUUCCGACUGCCGCCGCUGGACCUAAUCAUCGCUGCAGACUGCUUCUACGAUCCGAGCGUGUUCGAGGACAUCGUGGUCACAGUGGCCUUUCUGCUGGAGCGGAAUGCCGGUGCCAAGUUUAUAUUCACGUAUCAGGAGCGGAGCGCCGACUGGUCAAUUGAGGCGCUGCUCAAGAAGUGGAAGCUGCAGGCGCUGCCCAUCAGCAUGGACGACAUUGGAAAGGAGUCGGGCGUGGAUCUGCUGGAGUUUAUGGGCGGGCACACCAUUCACCUGCUGGAGAUAACGCGCGCCGAGAACGGCGGUACAAUAAAUUCUAUAUAACAAUUAUAUACAAAUCUUGUAAGAGUAUUUUAAUGGCGGAUUAUUUCUAUAUUGAAAACCCAAUUUUUUUUCAUUUAAGUUAAUUCAAAAACCCUUUAUAUGACAAGAGGGAAAUUAUUGAAUUAUAAGAUUACUGAUUACAAUACAAUAUAAAAAUAGGUCAAACAGGAAUGUUUCUUUAAAAUUAAACAUUUUUUAACAAUAAAGGAGUCCUUUGAUUUUCGCGCUUUCUAUUAAA
This is a messenger RNA of Drosophila kikkawai, 1110 nucleotides long. RefSeq names its product histone-arginine methyltransferase METTL23. The record is from RefSeq and is a predicted model, not a curated record. Lineage: Eukaryota; Metazoa; Arthropoda; Insecta; Diptera; Drosophilidae. Gene Ontology annotation, cellular component: nucleus; cytoplasm.